CCAGCUGCUGACUUCAAACUAGAAGGUCAGCAAAGGAAAGUGGAAGUUGGAUUUUGAAUGAUCAAGAUCCCCGCGGGGAUUGAACUGUGGUCAGGAUUUGGGAAACUUGCACAGCUAGCCUGGGACUUUUCCUUGGAUUUCUUGCCUGUUGCCUAGAUUUGUCUUCUCUCUUCGGAUAUCAAGAUGAAUGUGCAGGCUUGCUCUAGGUGUGGGUAUGGAGUUUAUCCUGCCGAGAAGAUCAGCUGUCUAGAUCAGAUCUGGCAUAAAGCAUGUUUUCACUGUGAAGUUUGCAAGAUGAUGUUAUCGGUGAAUAACUUCGUGAGUCACCAGAAAAAGCCGUACUGUCACGCCCAUAACCCCAAGAACAACACUUUCACAAGUGUCUAUCAUACUCCAUUAAAUCUAAACGUGAGGAAGUCCCCAGAAGCCAUCCAUGGGAUUGAUGACCAAGAUGAGGGCGGACAGUUUAAGUCAGUUUUUCACUGGGACAUGAAAUCCAGGGAUGGAACAGCUGCACCUAACGGGCAGCCCCCGAUAAACGAGAGAGCCUAUUGGAUUGGGUAUGGGGAAGGGAAUGCUUGGUGCCCAGGAGAUCUGCCAGAACCCGAAAUCGUAAGGAUGGUUGAGGCCCGAAAGUCUCUUGGUGAGCAGGAGUAUACAGAAGACUAUGAGCAGCAGAGAGGCAAGGGGAGCUUUCCAGCCAUGAUCACGCCUGCUUAUCAAAGAGCCAAGAAAGCCAACCAGCUGGCCAGCCAAGUGGAAUACAAGAGAGGGCAUGACAAGCGUGUUUCCAGGUUCACCACGGUGGCGGAUACUCCUGAGCUGCUACGGUCCAAGGCAGGGGGACAGCUUCAAAGUGAUGUGAGAUACAUGGAAGACUAUGAACAGCAGAGAGGGAAAGGCAGUUUUCCUGCCAUGAUCACACCCGCUUAUCAGAUCGCCAAGAGAGCCAAUGAGCUGGCCAGUGAUGUGAGGUACCAUCAACAAUAUCAAAGGGAAAUGAAGGGAAUGGCUAGUUCGGCUGCUGGAGCUGCAGGCACAAGGGAAUGCAUGGACCAAUAUGGCCAGCAGGGCUACUUGGAGGACUAUCAGGAGCACAGAGGAAAAGGCAGCUUCCCCGCCAUGAUUACCCCCGCUUAUCAGAAUGCCAAGAAAGCCAACGAACUCGCCAGUGAUAUAAAAUACAAGCAGGACUUCAAUAAGAUGAAAGGCCCUGCACAUUAUCACUCCCUCCCAGCCCAAGACAACUUGGUCCUCAAGCGGGCCCAGAGCGUGAACAAGCUUGUGAGCGAGGUGGAAUAUAAGAAGGACCUGGAAAGUAGUAAAGGUCACAGUAUCAACUACUGUGAGACGCCUCAAUUCAGGAACGUGAGCAAGAUCUCAAAAUUCACCAGCGAUAAUAAAUAUAAGGAAAAUUAUCAGAACCACAUGAGAGGCCACUAUGAAGGAGUUGGUAUGGACAGACGGACUCUCCAUGCUAUGAAGGUUGGAAGCUUGGCCAGCAAUAUUGCCUACAAGGCUGAUUAUAAACAUGAUGUUGUGGACUACAACUACCCAGCCACUCUCACUCCUUCCUAUCAAACAACAAUGAAACUGGUUCCCUUGAAAGAUGUCAAUUACAGGCAAAGCAUCGACAAGUUGAAGUACAGUUCUGUGACCAACACUCCUCAGAUUAUCCAAGCCAAAAUCAAUGCCCAGCAACUGAGUCACGUGAAUUAUCGUGCUGACUAUGAGAAAAAUAAGUUGAAUUACACCUUGCCACAGGAUGUACCUCAGCUGGUGAAGGCCAAAACCAAUGCUGAACUAUUUAGUGAGGUUAAGUACAAAGAAGGCUGGGAGAAGGCCAAGGGGAAAGGAUUUGAGAUGAAGCUGGAUGCGAUUUCUCUGCUAGCUGCCAAAGCCUCCGGAGAGCUCGCUAGCAACAUUAAAUAUAAAGAAGAGUAUGAGAAAACAAAAGGCAAAGUCAUGGGCACUACAGACUCGAGGCUUCUGCACUCCCUGCAGGUGGCCAAGAUGAGCAGUGAGGUUGAAUACAAGAAAGGCUUUGAGGAGAGUAAGUCCCACUUUCACCUCCCCAUGGAUAUGGUACACAUCAAGCAUGCUAAGAAGGCCCAAGCUCUGGCCAGUGACCUAGACUACAGGACAAAGCUGCAUGAAUAUACCGUACUGCCUGAAGACAUGAAGACUCAGUGGGCCAAGAAAGCCUAUGGGCUUCAGAGUGAGCUGCAGUACAAGGCCGACCUAGCAUGGAUGAAAGGAGUCGGGUGGCUGACGGAGGGAAGUCUCAAUCUGGAACAGGCCAAGAAGGCUGGGGAGCUGGUCAGCGAGAAAAACUACCGGCAGAGGGUGGAUAAGCUGAAGUUCACCAGCGUGGCCGACAGCUCCCAGAUGGAGCACGCCAGGAGGAGCCAGGAGCUGCAGAGCGGGGUGGCCUAUAAGGCAGGAAACGAGCGGUCUGUCCAUCAGUACAGCAUCAGCAACGACGAGCCUCUCUUCUUACAGGCCCGAGCCAACGCUGCCCAUCUCAGUGAGAAACUGUAUAAGAGCAGCUGGGAAAACCAGAAGGCAAAAGGGUUUGAGCUGCGUCUCGACUCCUUGGGCUUCCUGGCAGCCAAAGCCAACAGGGACCUGGCCAGUGAGGUGAAGUACAAGGAAGAUUACGAGAGGUCCCGAGGGAAGCUCAUUGGGGCGAAGGACGCCCGGGGCGAUUCACAAAUGAGUCACUCACUGCAAAUGUCCAAGCUGCAGAGUGAGCUCGAGUACAAGAAAGGGUUCGAGGACACCAGAUCCCAGUGCCACGUCUCCCUGGACAUGGUCCACCUCGUGCACGCCCGCAAGGCCCAGCAUCUAGCCACAGACAUCGGCUACAAGACAGCAUCUCAUCAGUUCACCUCUUUGCCCACGGACAUGAAGGUGGAAUGGGCCAAGAAGGCAUACGAUUUACAGAGUGAUAACCGAUACAGGGCAGAUGUGAGGUGGAUGAAAGGCACGGGCUGGGUCGCCACCGGGUCAUUAAAUGUGGAGCAGGCGAAGAAGGCAGGAGCACUCAUUAGCGAGAAGAAGUACCGUCAGCAUCCAGGUGCUUUGAAGUUUACCAGUAUUAAAGACACUCCGGAGAUGGUCCAGGCCAGAAUUAGUUAUACCCAAGCAGUGGAUAGGUUGUACAGGGAACAAGGAGAAAACAUAAAGCAUCAUUACACUCAGACAGCCGACCUCCCUGAAGUCCUGCUGGCCAAGCUGAAUGCCAUGAAUAUCAGUGAGACACGUUAUAAGGAAUCCUGGAGCAAACUUCGGGACGGUGGCUAUAAGCUGAGAUUGGAUGCCAUUCCGUUCCAGGCAGCAAAGGCUUCUGGCGAAAUCAUAAGUGAUUACAAAUACAAAGAGGCAUUUGAGAAAAUGAAAGGGCAGAUGCUUGGCUCCCGGAGCUUGGAAGACGAUCUCAGCCUCGCACAUUCAGUGUAUGCGAACUCGCUGCAGAGCGAAGUGAAUUACAAGAAAGGCUUUGAACUCUCAAAGGCACACUUCCAUCUGCCGUUGGACAUGGUAACCCUGGUGCAUGCCAAAAAGGCUCAGGGCCUGGCCAGCGACCAGGACUACAGACACCCGCUCCCCCAGUACACUUCCUUGGCCGAAGACCUGAGGCUCAGCUGUGCCAAGAAAGCUCAUAAGUUGCAGAGCGAGAAUUUGUACCGGUCAGACCUGAACUUCAUGCGAGGCGUUCCCUGUGUCAUCCCGGGCACGUUGGAGAUCGAAGGGAGAAAGAAAGCGUCUGAACUCAUCAGUGAGAGUAAAUACCGUCAGCAUCCCCAGUCAUUCAAGUACACAGCAGUGACAGACACGCCCAGCCUCCUUCAUGCAAAACUCAGCAACCAGAUUACCAAUGAGCGCCUCUAUAAAGCAGCCGGAGCAGAUGAAAUGCACCGCUACACCCUGACCCUGGGGCUGCCCGAGCUGGUCCGAGCGAAAGCAAACGCAGCCAAUCUGAGUGACGCAAAAUACCAGGAGUCUUGGCGUAAUCUUCGUGCUCAAGGCUACAAGCUGACAAUAGAUGCUCUCCCCUUCCAGGCUGCUCGUGUCUCUGGAGAUCGAGCCAGUGAUUUUCUCUACAGACAUGACUUUGUGAAGGAGCGAGGAAGGCUGAUUGGGGUCCGGAGUGUGAGCGACGACCCCCGGCUCCAGCACUGCUGGCGGGUGGGCCAGCUGCAGAGCGAGCUUCAGUACAGGCGCGGGGCGGCCAGCAGCCACGCCCAGUGUCACCUGCCCUUGGACAUGGUGCACCUGGUCCAUGCCAGGAAGGCCCAGGCCCUCGCCAGCGACCACGACUACAGGACACGGUGCCACGAGUUCACGGCUCUGCCUGAGGACCUGAAGAUGUCCUGGGCCAAGAGAGCUCAUGCCCUGCAGAGUGAGUUUCGCUACAAGUCAGACCUGAUGGGCAUGAAGGGAACGGGAUGGCUGACACUGAGUUCCCCCCAGCUAGAGAGUGCAAAGAAGGCUGGAGAACUCAUCAGCGAGACCAAAUACCGUAAGAAACCAGAUAGUAUCAAGUUCACCACGGUGGUUGACUCCCCAGACCUGGUUCAUGCCAAGAACAGCUACAUGCAUUGCAAUGAGCGCCUGUACAGGCUGGGGGAUGCGGAAUCCCUGCACAGGUACACCCCGAUCCCCGACCACCCGGAUUUCGCCCGAGCCCGCCUCAACGCACUGCAUCUGAGUGACAAAGCCUACAGAAGCUCUUGGGAACAGACCCGGGCUGGCGGCUAUGACUUCAGGCUGGAUGCCAUUCCAUUCCAGACUGCCCGGGCAUCCAGGGAGAUUGCCAGUGAUUUCCGGUAUAAAGAGGCCUUCCUACGGGACCGGGGCCUGCAGAUUGGUUACCGCAGCGUCAACGACGACCCAAGGAUGAGGCAUUUCCUCAGCGUCGGCAAACUCCAGAGUGACAAUGAGUACAAGAAGGACUUUGCCAAGAGUCGGUCCCAGUUCCACAGCCGCCCGGACCAGCCCGGCUUCAUCCAGGCCAGGAGGAGCCAGCAGCUGGCCAGCGACACAGGCUACAGGCAACCCCUGCCCCAGCCCACCUGCGACCCGGAGCAGCUAGGCCUGAAGCACGCAAAGAAGGCCCACCAACUGCAGAGCGAUGUCAAGUAUAAAUCUGACUUGAACCUGACCAGAGGUAUUGGCUGGACACCUCCCGGCUCCUACAAAGUGGAAAUGGCUCGGCGGGCGGCAGAACUGGCCAAGGCGAGGGGCCUGAGUCUCCAGGGGGCUUCUGGGGGGCCAGAGGCUGUGGGGCCCAUGGAUAAUCAGAGGGGGGACGUGAACCCAGACGCCAUGGAGAUUCUACAUGUCAACAGGAGGAAGGUUCUGUCGUUGUGAGUGAGCUGCGUCCGCCCAGGAUUCUUGGGAAAGAGGCUCAGGAGGAAAGGUGCCCACCAGAGACGUGCUUCCGUUCGAGCGAGCUGAAAAACCGUGUGGCAGCCCUUCCCCGAGCCCCUUUACUAAAACAACGACUCUCAGAAAGCCACAGAGAAUCUGGUAUUGUUGGUCUCCCGUCUAAUCCUGGAAGUGGGUGGCCCAUUCUGUGGCAUACCUUGGGUGUCUGGGAUGAGGAAUAAAGAUGUCAAGGUGA
This is a messenger RNA of Lutra lutra (Eurasian river otter), 5629 nucleotides long. RefSeq names its product nebulin related anchoring protein (gene NRAP). Gene Ontology annotation, cellular component: Z disc. The record is from RefSeq and is a predicted model, not a curated record. The coding region runs from base 184 to 5376 and encodes 1730 amino acids. Gene Ontology annotation, biological process: cardiac muscle thin filament assembly. The transcript is spliced from 42 exons. NCBI's taxonomy places the organism in Eukaryota, Metazoa, Chordata, Mammalia, Carnivora, Mustelidae. Gene Ontology annotation, molecular function: actin filament binding.